AUGAUGUUGUUUAAUUUAAUGUCAUAUCUUCCAAUCAAUCUAAUCACAAAAGAAUUGGAUAUAGAAUUGAAUAUGGUACAUCGUUUAAAUAGUCAUUUAUUUACAAAGAUUAUUUUAUUACUAUGUGGUUCAUUGUUAUAUACAUUUUAUUGGAUAAUUAAAUUGAACUGCAAUAAUUUGAAUUAUUCACAACAAAUAAUAAAUAAUUAUUUAUUAUCUUUAUGGAAUUUAUUUAUCUUACCUUAUAAAUUAUUCUCAUUAAUGCUUAGUAUUUAUAUUAUGCUAAUUCUAAUAGAUGAUAUAAGUUUAUUAAAAGAAGAUAUUUCAAAUUAUAUGUAUAGGAUAUUUGAUGAACUUGGUUCGACCGAAUUUUCAGUUAAUCGAACAAAUCAACUUAUCAAUCACUUAGAAAGGUUACAAUAUGAUUUUACUUGUCGUGGUAUUGAAUCUCAAAUUUACUGGUUAUUAAACAAAUAUUCACUCUCAGUUAAUUAUUUGAAAAGCUUUCAUUCUCCUAAUCAUAUUGUUAUAGAAUUAUCGUCUGACCUAUGGAAUUUUAUCAAACAAACAGAAUUCUUACUGAUCAAUAGCUGUGGUCAAAAUAGUACAAGUCAAUGUUUAAUGCAAACACUAUACCCACAUAAUGAUUGGAACAAUGAUAAAAUCACUUUUAUUAUACCUGUUAACCAGAGUGAUUGUACAACAUCUAUUACUUUACAAUUGGCCAGUGAGUUGAAUUCUAUAGUGUGGAUGUACUCAAGCUUAAAUAUUGGUUUACACAUAAUUCAGUUACUUCUGGACAUAAAUAUGAAUGUAAAUGUUUUACCGAACAUUUCAUGCAAAAAGUGCUCCUUAACACUGCCAAAGUUUAUUCGAAUUCUAGGACCUUGUUCAAAAGCUUUUAUACAAAACAAUACUGGAUUUUUGAUCGACGAAACAAGGAAAAAUGCAAAUUUGAAUGGUUCUCGUACUCACACUCAAGAUUCCAUAUCACCUGAAAAUGAGAAAGUAUCGGACAAAACGUUAGUUCAUCCUUCAGAUUUCAUUGAAGGGUGUAAAGAUACUCAGAUGCUUGAAAACGAGUCUAAAAAGAAUGUAGACAGUUUAAAGAUAAGAUCACAUAAACACACUAACGGUUUAGGAAGACAUUUUAAUAUCAGAACUACAUUACAACCUUACGACACUAAAGUAUCUUGUUGCUGUGUUAGAAAAUCAUUCCUCUUUGCACCAGCUGGUUAUGUGUCUAAUUUAAAAUUACUAAAAGCAUAUCAAAACUUUCAUCUAUAUACUAGGUCAAGUGGAAAGGAGCUUGAUAAUUUACUUGACAAAGUUGAUUAUAAUGAAAAUACGAAUAUUGGCUGGAAAUUAAAAGAUUUACCAAAACAACAAUCAUAUGUUAAUUAUGUACCUAUACCGAAUUUAAAAAAGAAAAGGCUAAACAAAUGUAAUAAGUUCCGAUAUUGGUUGAAAAAAAGAUGGCCGUUUGUGGAAGCUUUAAUGUACGAUGAUAAUGACAAGGAUGAUAAGAGGGUCAAUCACAUGCAUAAAAUUUAUUUAAUAUUUAUUUUACGAUAUGUCUUUUUUUUAAGUUUUGGCUACAUAUUAAGUAGAAUGAUAAUUUUAAUUAUUACAAACAUUUUCUCUACCAAUGUUAUGGUAGACGUUGAGUAUUUAACUGUUGAAAACUAUACAGAAGAUUCUUGGAUCAACACAAAGCAUAUCAAUGAAGCCUAUGAAAUUGUACAAGAGGUUGAGAAACAAACAGAUACGUUUAUCAUCAUAACAGUUGUUAUAAGUACUUUAAUUUCGUCACGUGUACGUUGUUUAUUAUUAUUAGUUAUACCGACAUUUGGAUUAACAGUUGGUCAUAUACUCUUUGCAAAUCAAUUGAUACACACGUCAUUUAUUGGACCAAUGACAUCAAUCGAAUACAACUUGAAUACACUGAGAAAUGUUUUCAGUUGUUUAAACGAACAGACGCAUAAUGUUUCAAGGGUUUCUGACAGGUUAAAUUAUACCGAUUAUACGUAUUAUGACGUGGGAAAUUCAUCAACUGACUUGAUUCUGUCUUAUGGCACACCAAGUUAUUUACCUAUUUCUUUAAAAAUGUUGCGAAUAAUGAAUGAAGCCGGUAGAGAUUUGAGCGAAGCAAUUGCCGAGUAUCAAUACAAUUUACCUUCGUUGGAUAAAUUGACUGAUAAUUAUAGAAACUUAACAAAUAUGAUUGAUAAAUCUUAUUCAGAAUUUAAUUUAAUUUCAAAACGUUUUCAAAAUGAAGCUAUAAAACUUUCAUAUGAAAUGAAAAACAGAUUUCAGAAUAGAAUUAAAGAAUUUCAAUUAAAUGCCAACAUUUAUAAAUCAAAUAUAGUUGCCAUGAAUCAGUUUAAUAUUGAAAUGAAUAAUAUUCAAUUAGAAUAUGAAAUGUACAAUUAUUUACUUCAUAAUUGUAUAGUAUUAUAUGAAAGAAAAUUUUCUAUUUGUUUAAAUACAUCACAAAUGAUUUGUAAGAUAUUGAUAAAAAAUCAUACAUUACAUGGUAUAUGGCUUAAUGAUCUAUGUGCUGAUUAUUAUCAACCUGAAGAAUUUUGUGAAUUAUUUAAUUAUAUAAAUGAAUUAAAACAAAAUUGUGUUUUGGAUACAAAAACUAUUGGAUUAGAAUUUGGAUUUAGUAGUUAUCUCACAGAUUUAUAUAAAUUACUGGAAAUGUUAAAAAAAUCAUUCCAAAUUGAAAUAUUAACAAAUAACAAUGAAAUAAACAAAGAAACUAUUCAAUGGAUAGAAAUAGAAAAAGAAAUUAUUGAUCAAAUACAAUAUAUUAAUAAAACCAUAACUCCUAAAGUUAAUAAUCUUUUAAACUCAUUUAUAUUAGUAACUAUAUUGUUUAAAUCAAUUUUUAUAUUCCUUAUUUAUCAAGCGCAUAAAUAUAUUUCAAAUUAUUUAUUAAAUGUAUAUUCUAAACUAAGAUAUCAAUUGAUUAUUAUAAAACAUUUAAAUGUAAACAAAGAGAUCGUAUCACCUUUGAAAUCUAUUCAAAAGCUUUUAAAUUAUUUCAAUUUACAAACAUAUAAUUUAGUGAAUUUAUUAAAUAUACUACUAUUAAAUAAUAUAAAAUUCAAUUCUAAUAUAACGGACCAAUUACAUAGUGUUAUCAUAUCUAAUUAUACAACCAAAUUGAUGAAUGGUAAUAUUGAAAAUAACUUUGUCAAAACAAUUGAAAAUGGUGUAUUUAAGGUGAUAAUAAAAGAGAUAAUACAAAAUAUUGUACAGUCAAAUUACAGGUUUUCAAAUGAUGAUGAUGAUAAUGACGAUAUUCAUCAAUGUCGGAGAUAUGGGCUUAAAACAGAUUCAAAGUAUAAUAAACAAUUUUACACUACAUGGAUAAUAUUUAUGAUGUUGACAGUCACAUCAACUGGUUUAUUAUAUAUGCGUCAUAGAAUAGUAGACCUUUUUUACCCAGAGCAUAAAAAAUAUCGCAAAAUAGAUUUAUCCAGUUAUUUAUUAACGCAAAGUUGUAAUUAUCCAGUUGAACUAUGUCAACAAACUUUUGAUCAUGAAGAAAGUGGUUGUUUACAAGAUGAAAUGGAAAAUUUACCACAACUAUCAUUUCGACGUAGAAUAUGUUUAAAAUUCCUAUAUCUAUUUGGUUUUGAUAAUGGUAUCUGUUCUAUAUGUUGUGGCCAGUUUCAACCAUAUCAUAAAAUAGUACAUCCUAAAGACAAUGUAACAGAUUGUUAACACUGUUUACUGACAAUUAUGAAUGAAGACAGCGAAUAGGAAACUUAUUUAGAUAAUAAUUUAAAACAACUGUCUAUUGAAGAAACAAACAUUUAUCAGUUGAAUAAGAAUUUAAUCAUAGCAACUAAAACUAAUUGUUCCUGAUGUAUGAUGAUUUUUCUUAUAUUAGUCAUGUGAAAAUUAAUAAAAAUUAAGUAGUUCUAAUA
This is a messenger RNA of Schistosoma margrebowiei, 3941 nucleotides long. Lineage: Eukaryota; Metazoa; Platyhelminthes; Trematoda; Strigeidida; Schistosomatidae. The record is from the annotation of a GenBank genome assembly.